AUGGUCCUCCUCAAGUCGGCCUUUUUCACCACUGCUCUGGCGGCCACUGGUGGCCUGCCCAAGAACCUGAAAGUUGAUGAUCGAUCUUCAGUACAGGCGGUAGCAGCAACUAUCGCUGCGGAGACCAUGGCUUACUAUCCCGGCACUGCAACCGCUUUUGGUGAUCUACCUGCUCCUUAUUAUUGGUGGGAGACUGGUGCCUUGUUUGGUGCCAUGUUGGACUAUUCCCACUACACCAAGGAUAAGACUUAUACCGAUAUGGUCACCACCGCCCUGUUGGCCAAUGUCGGACCUACCUUUGACUACAUGGUCCCCGCUCACUUUGGAGACGAGGGCAAUGACGAUCUUGCAUUCUGGGGUUUCGCUGUGCUGGCCGCCGCUGAGCGGAACUAUGUCCAGCCAAGCACGAAAAUCCCUUCAUGGCUGCAGCUCGGAGAGAACAUCUUCAACACCCUCAUCAACCGCUGGAAUACGACAGCGUGCGGCGGAGGCGUCGCAUGGCAAAUCUUCGCUACUAACCCCAAUGGAAUGGACUACAAGAACUCUGUCUCGAACGGCGGUCUCUUCCAAAUCGCCGCCCGGUUGGCCCGCGCCACUAACAACCAGACGUACGCCGACUGGGCCAACAAGGUCUGGGACUGGUCCGUCGCGGUCAACUUUGUCGACAAGGACCUCAACGUCUACGACGGCGCCUCAUCCGCCGACAACUGCACAAAGACCAACUACCUAGCCUUCUCGUACACGCAGGGCAUCUACCUCUACGGCGCCGCCGUCCUCGCCAACUACACCGAGGACAAGGUCUGGGCCGACCGCGCCGCGGGCCUGCUCGCUGCCGCGCAGCACGGCUACUUCUCGCCCUUCAGCAACGCCACCGACGUCAUGUGGGAGCACGCCUGCGAGGGCGUCAACACGUGCACGACCGACAUGAAGUCCUUCAAGGGCUACCUCUCGCGCUUCAUGUACGCCUCGGCCCAGAUGCAGCCCGCCCUCAAGGACAAGGUCGUGACGCUGCUGCACGCGAGCGCCGCCGCCGCCGCCAACGCCUGCACGGGCGGGACCAAGGGCACGACGUGCGGGCAGAAGUGGUACGUCGGCGGCUUCGACGGCAGCGUGGGGCUGGGCCAGCAGAUGUGCGCGCUCGAGACCAUCCAGGGCCUCCUGUUUGAGAGCGCGGCGCCUCCCCUGCGCGCCGGCCAGAUCAAGGACCUCAAGGUGCCCGAGCCCGAGCCCACGCCCACGCCGAGCGAGACGCAUGCGCCGUCGCCCACCGCGAGCAAGAAGAACGCGGCUGUCAGCACGCCUGCGGCCGACUUGAGGUGGCUGGGUCUGUCUGCCCUGGUUGGCGUUUUGAUGAUGGGUGGUUUCUUGGUGGGUUUAUAG
This is a messenger RNA of Thyridium curvatum, 1380 nucleotides long. RefSeq lists its product as uncharacterized. Lineage: Eukaryota; Fungi; Ascomycota; Sordariomycetes; Thyridiales; Thyridiaceae. The coding region runs from base 1 to 1380 and encodes 459 amino acids. The record is from RefSeq and is a predicted model, not a curated record. Gene Ontology annotation, molecular function: mannan endo-1,6-alpha-mannosidase activity. The transcript has 3 exons. Gene Ontology annotation, biological process: carbohydrate catabolic process; fungal-type cell wall biogenesis.